Messenger RNA from Penicillium angulare, 1548 nucleotides. RefSeq names its product Amino acid/polyamine transporter I. NCBI's taxonomy places the organism in Eukaryota, Fungi, Ascomycota, Eurotiomycetes, Eurotiales, Aspergillaceae. The record is from RefSeq and is a predicted model, not a curated record. Gene Ontology annotation, cellular component: membrane. Gene Ontology annotation, biological process: amino acid transmembrane transport. Bases 1 to 1548 code for a protein of 515 amino acids. Gene Ontology annotation, molecular function: amino acid transmembrane transporter activity. The transcript has 18 exons.
AUGAUACAGGACGAGCAGGAUAUGGGCUUCGCUGCCAAUGAAGUCUCCUUUGAGAAUGGGACAUCAGAGAACAAAGACCUCAAUCAUGAUCUCCAGCGGACGCUUAAGCCGCGUCAUUUACAAAUGAUUGCAAUUGGAGGUGUCAUUGGUACUGGUCUCUUCUUGGGAACGGGCAGUGAUUUGCAAAAUGGUGGUCCUGCAGGUUUGCUUCUUGGCUACUGCAUCAUGGCUUCACUUUUGUUCUCGGUAAUGACUGCUCUUGGCGAAAUGGUCUCCCAAUUUCCCAUGGCGGGAGGCCAGUUUGCUCUUGCUAGUCGUUUUAAUUCUCCAGAGCUGGGAUUUGCCAUGGGAAUUGUGUUUUGCUACAUCAUUGUUUUGCCGGCCGAGAUUUCUGCUGCCGCUGUACUCAUCACCUACUGGACCCCAGCAGGACAGACAGAUUCCACCUGCACCACUGGUAUCUGCAAUAAUGCUAUGUGGGUAGGACUUAUGUUGAUUGUUGUCUUCCUUGUCAAUUAUGCUGGAACCCGUGUGUUCGGCGAGAUGGAGUUUUGGUUCUGUUCGAUAAAAGUCUUGACAAUCAUCGGUCUCAUUAUCUCAGGUAUUAUCAUCAGUGCUGGUGGUGGCCCGACUCACGAAGCUAUUGGGUUUAAGUUUUGGAAUGAAACUGGUGGCUUCCAACAGUAUCAAGAUAUUGGUGGUGCUAAGGGGCGCUUCCUUGGCUUUUUCAGCGUACUAAUCAAUGCGGCAUUUGCCUUCAUUGGAUCUGAAAUCACAGCAAUCGCGGCAGCUGAAACCUCCAACAUUGGACUGCUUGUCUCCCCAUCAGACCCGUCUCUUGACCUCUCUUCGACAGCAGCAAAAAGUCCCUUUGUCAUCGCAAUUGUUAAUGCCGGCAUCCCCGCUUUGCCAUCAAUAGUCAACGCUGCCCUCCUUAUCAGUGCAUGGUCUGCUGGAAUCGCUGAUCUCUUUGUCUCUACGCGUACACUGUACGGACUCGCUGUGAAAGGGCAUGUCCCCAAGAUUUUUUUGAAGACCCGUAAAGAUGGCUUCCCUUGGGUUUGUUUUCUGUUCUGUGCAGUAUUCGCUUUACUCUCCUUCAUGGCUGCCGCUUCGGGAGAAGCGGGCACAGUCUUCGGAUAUUUUUCGAAUAUGACCGCCAUGUGUGGCAUGGUCUCGUGGACCGGUAUUCUGUGGACCAGCAUUCGCUGGCACAAAGGUUUGAAGAUGCAGGGCAUUGACCGCAAGACUUUGCCAUAUAGGGCCCCUUUGCAGCCCUAUCUGUCUUACUAUGGAAUCGUAAUUACUACCAUGGUUAUGAUUUUUGGUGGCUUCAGUUCCUUCAUCCAUUCCUUUGAUGUCUCUUCGUUCAUUACCACAUAUUUCCCUCUCCCAUUCUUCGCCGUGCUUUACUUUGGCUACAAGUUCUGGAAUAAAUCGAAGAUGAUUGGCUAUACUGAGAUGGAUUUUGUGACUGGUUCUUCGGUUGCAAUACCCGACGACAAACUGCCCAAGAGCACUUGGAAAAAGAUCUCCGAGAAUAUCUGA